Messenger RNA from Lineus longissimus, 3013 nucleotides. RefSeq lists its product as uncharacterized. Gene Ontology annotation, molecular function: DNA binding; catalytic activity. The record is from RefSeq and is a predicted model, not a curated record. The transcript has 7 exons. Gene Ontology annotation, biological process: DNA repair. NCBI's taxonomy places the organism in Eukaryota, Metazoa, Nemertea, Pilidiophora, Heteronemertea, Lineidae. Bases 9 to 2732 code for a protein of 907 amino acids. Gene Ontology annotation, cellular component: nucleus.
UCAACAUCAUGGCGGAUUCUUGUUUUGAUUCUACUAGGUCUGAUGUGAACAGAAAAUCUCCAAUGAAACAAGGUGAUACAUCCUGUCCUGGUGAUAAAACUGAUGCAACAGAAACAGCUGAUAGUUCUGAGACCUCAGGUUCACCAAAUAACACGAUUCUCGUUGGAAAGCCGCUGCAAGUUGACCAUAAGCUGCCUGAAGGAUGGAGACGUAAGGUGGUGCAACGAUCUAUGGGAAAGUCAGCUGGAAAAUAUGAUGUCUACUUAUUCAGUCCUGAAGGCCGAAAGUUUCGCUCCAAAACGGAUUUAGCAUAUUACUUCUUGAAGAAAGGUUUGGACUUUGAUCCUGAGAAAUUUGACUUUAGUGUGCGAGGAGCAGAUUACGUAGGAAAGGUGCACACACCAAAAAAGGCACAAUUGAUUAAGAAAUCAAUAAUCAAAAACAAACAAAAAGGAGUCAAGAAAGAGGCUGAACUAAAGUCGGAAAAGACAAAUACUAGCAAUAAGCAGAAAGCAACGUUUGUGCAGAAACUUGUUGUGAAAAUGAAUUUUGGGAGGCGACGAUUAAGGAGUGGGGGUCCAGUUGAGGAGUCUGACCUUGCUGAAAUGCCCAAGCCUAAGAAGGCGAGACUUAGUGUUUUAGCUGAGGAGGGGAAGACUGUCCAGAAGGUAGCCAAGUCUGCUCUCAAACCAUCGAAUAAGUCCUCCAAGAAGGCAGCUGCCUCCCCAAAAAAGACUGGUAAAAAGGGGCGGAGAAGCAGCAAAAGUCUCAAAAAGAGAUUAACGCCCAAGAAAAAGCCAAAAUCUCAAGCAAAAUCUCAAAAGGCAGCUAAGAAACCAGGCAAAGAGGAGAUGAAGAUUGAUAAGUCGGAACCAGAGCUGUCUGAAACGGAGAAGUCUGAAGUGCCAUCUAAGAAACUGUUGGUUAAGACGUUGAUGUCUGAACCCCCUGCUAAGAAACUCUUAGGUAAGAUGAAAAAGGAAAAACGGAAGAAGGAAAGACCGGUAACAGUGAUGAAAGAGAGCGAGUGUUCAGUUGUGGAUGUGACGGAAGAGAGGAGUAUUGAAGUGAAGGAGAAGAAACCCAAACCGAGAAAGCGUAGCGAUUCCUCUACGUCCUGUAAACGCACAGAGGGUCUUGUCAAAGUUGCCUCCAAUGUCGAGAAAUGGGAUGACGUCGAUGGGAUACCUAUUGCCCACUUGUUCCUCGGGAAACACGCACCAAAAUUGGAGGAUAUUCCUGAAACAUGGAUGUCUAAGUUUCCAAAGCGAGGAUCUGGCGAGUAUAUUGUUCUGGAUAGUGGCCAUACUUACGCGAAGAUGCCACGCGUUGUGAAGGAGCAGUUGGGUUUUGUUGUUCCUGUUCAAAGCAAACUGAACAGAUCUGUGAGCGUAGACUUAGCAGGGCCUAGCAAGGCACCGAUUGUUAAAAAGAUAGUGUCAGACCCCAAGACAUCGAUUGUGCAAUCGAGUAUUAGACAGCGUACUGUCUCUGAAACAGCUACAGAUGGUGGCAAGACCAUUAUACCAGAAGGCAAGACAUCAUUAAUGCCACUCAAUAUCCGGCAGCGCUCAGUCUCGGAGACACUAACUGGUGACAGUAAAAUGCGCAAAACAAUAUUUGUUGUAAAGAAACGGACAACUCCCGAGGGUCUAUCCCCAGUUCUUGCGCCAUCUUCCAUAUCUCCUCAGUUGUCAUUCUCCGAGAACAAUAAUAAUAUGGUUGUGACGUCACUCCAGCCACAGGCAACUGUGACGUCGCUUCAGCCACAAACCUCCACAGUGUCCUCUUCACCUCGGGUCGAAGUGCGCCUGAACCCGACAUCAGCUCCCAUUAUCCUUAAUCCGGCUACAAGCCCGAUCACGUCGCAGCUAAUAAAAGUCCGAAUGGAUGAUCGUCCACGGAUCGUGCUGAAGCAGGCUACAACAAGCCCUUCUGCAUGUACUACAUCACAGCCAGUUCAAGUCAGAAUGGAGAACCGUCAGCAGGUUUUGGUUUGUACGGCAGCUGGCUCUCCAACGACCCCAGUUGUAACCCCGGUAACACCCAAGUCUGGAGUAAGAGUGAUUGGACCAGAUGGUAUGUGGAUCAUAAUGAUGCCGGUGUAUCCAGAAGUCCAAAAGCCUUCAGGUGACUCUAGCAAUUGCGGAGCGGAAGACUUCAGUCAAGAGCUUGUUUGGGCCAGAAAUUCACAAAAUAUCUGUUCUUCAUCUCAAUUUACCUCAUCUGAAACCUAUGACCUCUUGCCUUCAGGUAAAGCCAGAUUAGAACCAGUGUCCCUGAAGAAGUAUCACCAGCAAUGGACCCCUCCCAAGUCGCCCUAUAAACUUGUUCAAGAGAGCCUGUUCCAUGAUCCUUGGAAAUUGCUGAUAGCUACAAUAUUUUUACAGAGAACCGCUGGUAAAGCUGCCAUCCCAGUGCUAUGGGAAUUCUUCACCAAAUGGCCGUCCGCUGAGAUAGCAAGGGAUUCCGAUUGGAGAGAAAUUGCGAAGCUACUACAACCACUUGGCUUGCAUGAAAAAAGAGCACAAAUUGUUGUGAGAUUCUCAGAUGAGUAUCUCUCAAAAGAUUGGAAGUACCCCAUGGAGUUGUACGGGAUUGGAAAAUAUGGAAAUGACUCUUACAGGAUAUUCUGUUUGAACGAAUGGAAGCAAGUGACACCUGAUGACCACAUGUUGAACUACUACCAUCGGUGGCUGUGGCGGAACCAUCAACAGCUUGGAAUAGACUGAAUCUGUCCUUCCACUUAAGAAAUAUCACUUAGUUCAACCCUUGAAGGACAAGGGCUAAUCCAAUCUAUCAUGACAGCAAUGGUCCCAUCAGCAAGUAUGUGCUUCUUCCAGUAAGUGAUAUGCUGAUGGGCUUUGAUAAUGAUAUAUGAACUUUUACUGCAAAUCUCCGUCUGGUAUCAGAAUUCUAUCGGGAUAUGCCUGUCAGUGUCAUCAGAGUUAAAAAUUUACUUACUUGAGCAAAUUGUAUGUGCCAACCUCUAUUAGGGUAUUUACAAAGUAUG